GUGCCCCCACACUCACAGACAGCACAGUUCAAAACACAGUUGAUGCGGAUAAGUUGAUAACCUCUACUACCAGAAGAGGACGCUGGGAAAGUUUUACACCGUUAAAGUUUGACUUGUAAUCUUUUCGUCUGGGUAGAACUCGGAAUUUCGCAAGGUCCAAACGAAUUGGGCACAACGAGGGGGGAUCUCAACAGCCACUGGCAAAGGAUACAAGUUUUGAAAUGGAUGUAUGUUUCACUUUGGACUUCAAAAGGGACUACUGAGAAGUCUCUGGAUCUGCCUCGGAACUCGGCUUAAAAACAUAUUGAAUAAAGCAGAGCAACAGAUGAGUGUUUAAAAAGAAGGAACCAAAAUGAAGACGGCUGCCAAGGGUCUUGGGAAGUCUGUAAUGGACCACUCACACAAUGAGGGUUGGUGGAACAGGAGGAUAGUGAUAAUGGUGUAUAUGGUCUUACAGCUCAUUACAGUCCAUUCCCCUGGGGUCACGGGGACCCUUGAGCUACAGCUCGACGAAGAACAGCCAGCAGGCACAAUUGUAGGGGACAUCAGUGCUGGACUUCCACCUGGCAUCACAGCAUCCCUGUACUUUAUCUCAGACCAUGAAGGCACUGGAGUGGGUAGUGAUUUGGACAUAGAUGAGAGCACAGGCAUUAUUAAAACCGCAAAAGUUCUGGACAGGGAACUGAGGGAUAGAUACAACUUCAUUGCAGUCACUAUGACAGGUGUGACUGUGGAGGUGACCAUCAACGUGAAUGACAUAAAUGACCAUGCUCCAACGUUCCCCAGGAAACAGGCCACCUUUAAAAUCCCUGAGCAAACAGCCAUCGGCACCAGGUUUCCUCUUGAGCCAGCUAUGGAUGCUGAUAAAGGCCAGCUUACAACACAGGGUUACCUAAUUAAAGAUGGAAAUGUUGGCCAGGCAUUCACUUUGGAGACCAGGAGGGGAAGCAAUGAGGUUCUCUAUCUUGACUUGGUGGUCAAUGCCAUUCUUGACAGAGAGAAAAGGUCCACCUUUACUUUAUCUCUAGAGGCUUUUGACGGUGGUUCCCCCAAAAGGAGUGAUCAGAUGACAUUAGAUAUUACUGUCCAAGACAUAAAUGACAACGCUCCCAUUUUCAACCAGAGCCGCUACCAUGCCAUAAUAUCAGAGAACCUUCAGCCAGGAAGCAACAUCCUGCAGGUGUUUGCCACAGAUGCUGAUGAAGGAGACAACGGAAUAGUGCUGUAUGAAAUCAACAGGAGACAAAGCGACCCGGACCGCUACUUUGUCAUUGACUCUCGCACCGGCGUCAUCACACUCAACAAGCCGCUCGACUUUGAGAUGAGGAGAGUCCACGAGCUGGUAGUCCAGGCGCAAGACAAUGCAACCCAACCGGAGGUAACCAAUGCCUUCGUCACCAUCCACGUCAGAGACUACAACGAUAACCAACCCACCAUGACCAUCAUCUUUCUCAGUGAGGAUGGAUCUCCCAGAAUCUCAGAGGGUGCACAGCCAGGCCAGUUUGUAGCCAGGAUCUCAGUCACUGACCCAGACUACGGAGAGUAUGCCAACGUCAACGUGUCACUAGAGGGAGGAGAUGGAAAGUUUGCCCUGACCACUAAGGAUAGCAUCAUCUAUCUGAUCUGUGUGGACCAGAUUCUGGACAGAGAGGAGAGGGACACCUACGAGCUGAGGGUGAUGGCAACAGACUCGGGCACUCCUCCUCUCAGGGCCGAGUCCUCCUUCAUCAUCCAGGUGAUUGACGUCAAUGACAAUCCUCCUCUGUUUGACCAGCCAGUGUACAGGCAGGUGAUCCCUGAAUUGGUGUUUCCAGGGAGCUUUGUGCUACAGGUGACGGCUAGAGACAAAGACCAGGGGCCCAAUGGGGACAUUAACUAUAGCAUCCUGCGAGACCAAGGUGCUUACUCCAACUGGUUCAGUAUAGACUCUGUUACAGGGAUUAUCACUACUCUCUCCCAGCUGGAUUAUGAAAAGAACCCCAAUCCCAGUAUAACUGUAUUGGCUUCAGAUGGAGGAAAACCACCUCUAUCCUCUUCUGCUGUGGUAAACAUUGUACUUCAGGAUAUAAAUGACAAUGAGCCAGUUUUCGAGAAGAAUUUCUACAAUGUGUCCAUCAAAGAGAACACAUCUCCAGGGACCUGCAUUCUUGAGACUUUCCUACUAAUCCGAUUUCCCAAGUGUCUGCAGUAGUAUGGCAUGGAUCAAGGAGUUGGAC
Messenger RNA from Notothenia coriiceps (black rockcod), 2216 nucleotides. Its product is annotated as protocadherin-16-like. NCBI's taxonomy places the organism in Eukaryota, Metazoa, Chordata, Actinopteri, Perciformes, Nototheniidae. Gene Ontology annotation, biological process: homophilic cell-cell adhesion. The record is from RefSeq and is a predicted model, not a curated record. Bases 353 to 2191 code for a protein of 612 amino acids. Gene Ontology annotation, molecular function: calcium ion binding. Gene Ontology annotation, cellular component: plasma membrane. The transcript is spliced from 3 exons.